Molecule: messenger RNA, 5608 nt
Organism: Triplophysa dalaica
Lineage: Eukaryota; Metazoa; Chordata; Actinopteri; Cypriniformes; Nemacheilidae
Gene: afap1
Product: actin filament associated protein 1
Exons: 18
Coding region: 312-2723 (803 amino acids)
Cellular component (GO): cytosol
Molecular function (GO): SH3 domain binding; SH2 domain binding
Source: RefSeq, a predicted model, not a curated record
UUGCCGAGCACGACAUGGAGAGAAAGUUAAAUAUUUUCUUUACGGUCUUACGCAGCUCACCUUAGAAAGCACAGCCGCUGGCUGCUGGAUCGCGAUAGACUGAGAACGAACAAAACGAUCUCGAAGAGAGAUUCGAGGAAAAUUCUCACUGGAAACUAAGCUUUGCCGGGCGGUUGCGAGCGGUGUUCGCACACGGGAAAGAGGGGAAACAGAGACGGCUCUUUCCGGCGGAUUUUUAAUGAAAUACAGCAGCUGUCUGACACACGCCUGCCACCCCUAGCGAUCUCGAGUUAGAUGCGCUUGACUUAAAGAUGCGGAGCGACCCCAUACUGUUCGCCUCGAGGGCGAUGGAGGAGUUGUUGGCAGAGUUGCGGGUCUUUCUGGAGCUGUUGGACAGAGAAUAUUUAACAGCUGGAGUAAGGGAAAAGAAACAGCAAAUUUUAAACAUCCUGCACAGAGUUCUGGCCACUAAAGAGCCUUCCUGUAAGACAGAGAUACACACCUCUCUCCCGGCUCCUCCCCAGAUGCCCCUGCCAGAGAUUCCUCAUCCUUGGAUGCCUCCAGACAAUGAUCCUCCACCCUUGCCAAGCUCCUCUCUUCCUGAAGGUUACUAUGAAGAAGCCGUACCUCUGGGUCCUGGAAAAGCCCCCGAGUACAUCACCUCUAAUUAUGACUCGGAUGCGAUGAGCAGCUCAUACGAAUCAUAUGACGAGGAAGAGGAGGAUGGGAAAGGACAAAAGAUGCGUCAUCAAUGGCCGUCUGAGGAGGCAUCCAUGGACCUGGUGAAGGAUGCACGUAUCUGCGCCUUCCUCUUGCGAAAGAAACGCUUUGGACAGUGGACCAAACUGCUGUGCGUUAUAAAGGACAACAAACUGUUGUGCUAUAAGUCCUCAAAAGACCAGACUCCACAAAUGGAGCUCAUUUUAUCUGGCUGCAGUAUCACACACAUUCCCAAAGAUGGCAAGAAGAAGAAGCACGAAUUGAAGAUUGUCCAUCAGGGCGCCGAUGCGCUGGUGCUGGCCGUCCAGAGCAAAGAACAGGCUGAAGAGUGGCUUAAGGUGAUGAAGGAAGUCUGUGUUAAUGGAAUCGGAGCGCUGGACUGUGACGGAGCCGGAUCUGGUUCUACUGUUCACAAAUCAGAGCUGGAAAAGAAACUGUCCUAUGAUCGACCCAGUUCAGAUGGAGAGCCCUGCCACGAGAAUGGAAUUUCAGAUGGAAAAGAUCCAGCCAAAGGGAAGAAGAACUCAAAAUCAGAGCAGAAAGGCACCGUGGGGCGGGUGACUGGAAAGAAAAUCACAAAAAUCAUAAGUCUGGGCAAGAAGAAGCCUUCCACUGAUGAACAGACAUCAUCUGCAGAAGAGGAUGUCCCAACAUGUGGCUAUCUGAACGUACUAUCCAACAACCGCUGGAGAGAGCGCUGGUGCCAGCUGAAAGACAACCAGUUGUUUCUGCACAAGGACCGGGCAGAUCUGAAGACACACAUGGCCUCUCUGCCCCUGCGGGGGUGUGAGGUCAUUCCAGGGCUUGACUCCAAACAUCCCUUCGCCUUCCGUCUGCUGCGCAACGGACAGGAGGUGGCCGUUCUGGAGGCGUCCUCCUCGGAGAGUAUGGGGAGAUGGUUGGGGGUGUUGCUGGCAGAAACGGGCUCCACUACAGAUCCUGCUGCACUGCACUAUGAUUACAUUGACGUGGAAACCACUGCUAAUGUCAUUCAGCUGGCCAAGCAGUCGUUUUGUUUCACCAGCAAGCGUGCAGUUUCUCCAAACCCAUACCUGGAUAACCUGGUCAAUGGUUACGCCUGUCCAUCAGGUGUUGCUCUGCAUUAUGACGAUGUACCCUGCAUCAAUGGAACGGCACCAGGUGUUCAGUACUCUUCCCCAACUUCAAGGGACCACCUUUGGAAUGAGGAGGCUCAUUAUGAGAAUACAGAACUUUACGAAAACAUGCCCUCCCCCAAAUCUAAGCGCCUGUCAUCUUCGGGGAAUUACAAGACGCCAACUUCCGCUAAAACUCUCUCCUCUUCCUUACCUUCUAAUACUAACACUAAUCAGCUGAAAGGGAAGAAAUCCCUGUUCACCAAUGGGAUCGCUGCGAAGCAGAAACUGGACAAGAACCAGCCCAAAAAGGCCAAUGGAACCAGCAGCACUCUUCCAGUAAAACGCAACAAUUCUAGUGUGGAUCAGUAUAAGUAUGGGAAAAACAGAGUGGAGGCUGAUGCCAAGAAGCUUCAAUCUAAAGAGGAGGAGUUGAUGAAGAAGAAGCAGGAAAUUCGAAACCGCCUGACCCAGUUGAAGAAAGACAAAAAAGAUCUCCGCACUGCUAUAGAGAACAAUACAGGUAAGCGUUCUCAAGCCUCUCUGACGGAGAGACUUAAGAAGGUGGAGGAAGAAUGCAAACUGAAAGAGGACGAGCGAGUGAAUCUGGAGCUGGAGAUGACGGAGGUAAAGGAAAGUCUGAAAAAAGCCCUGAAUGGAGGCGUCACUUUGGGCUUGACCAUUGAACCCAAAACCAGCAGCUCCAGCCCACAGUCUCCGGUGUUAUUGAGGAGGACGGUGGACAACUCGCCCAUGUCCAGCUGUGACACCAGUGACACUGAGACCUGCUCUCUGCCCAUCAACAGCGCCUCUCUGCUGCGCAGACACACGUUACAAACAAAACCCUCAGCUGUGCGAGGACAUGUGCUAAGGAAAGCUAAGGAAUGGGAGAUGAAAUCUGGCACAUAAGUUCCUUACCAUGUUUUACUUUCACCGUAUCUAUUUAUUACAUUUUUGUCCAUAUCGGAGGGAUGUUGAAAUCGAAUUGACUGAACCAUAGACACAAGAUGUCAGAAUAGAAAUUAAGUUCGACAGAAUUUGAACCAGUCCAGUACCAAAAUUACCUGCUUGCUAUUUUAAUUCAUGCAAAUAGAUGAAAGAGACAAAAUCAUUUUAUUAUUAUUUUGUAAAUCAUACAGUUCAUGUCUCAGAUUUUGGUCUGGAAUCCCUAAGUCUAGAAAAGUCUGUUCUUCAACGGGAAGCUUUCAAUGGAAGACAAAUCCUCAAGUAUUUAUUUGUAAAUGUUUAAGUAAAUAUAAGGCCUCUCUGUGUUUGUUCGUUUUGACAUUUAGUAAUGUUUUUCUUUAAUUCAGCUUUGUGCUAGUUAAAGAGAGCAGCUUCUAUUGGGAAUGAGAUAAUUAUCAUCAAAUGAACAAAAAAAAUUACAUUUCAGUUUCUUUAAAGAAAAAGUGUCAUCUGUAUGAAAGCUUGUAAGAAGCGUUUUUCUUAUUGGUGCAUUUCCCAUUACUUUAAAAAUGAGGAUGUGUCCUUACGUUUGGCUGGGGCAGUUGCUAUAGCAACAGCAGUCCAUAGGGAACAGGGCAGCUUAGGCCAGGGUGUGGCCCUCUAUUGGCUGGCUGUUCUGGAAACUGGGCCUGAAAAUACUGCUACACUUUUCCUUAAUGUUCCCCCAUCACACACGCUGCAAUGGAAACAAUCGUGUGUGUGUGUGUUAGUUUGUGUGUGUGUGUGUGUGUGUGAGUAUACACAGUAUCUCACAGAAGUGAGUACAACCCUCACAUUUUUGUAAAUAUUUUGUUUAUUUAAUAUUUAAUAUUAUGUGACAACACUGAAGACAUUAAACUUUGGUAGAAUGUAAAGUAGUGGGUGUACAGCUUGUACAUUUUUUUUUUUGUACAAAAUAAUUGUUGCUCUACAUAAAAAUAGCCAAGGCUAUAAGGAGAUUGCCAAGACCCUGAAACUGAGCUGCAGCAUGGUGGCCACGACCAUACAUCGGUUUAACAGGACAAGUUCCACUUAGAAAAGGCCUCGCCAUGGUUGACCAAAGAAGUUGAGUGCACGUGCUCACCGUCAUAUCCAGAGGUUUUCUUUGGGAAAUAGACGUAUGAGUGCUGCCAGCAUUGCUGCAGAGGUUGAAGGGGGGGGGGGUCAGCUCUUUCAGUGCCCCUACCAUACGCCGCACACGGCAUGAAACUGGUCUGCAUGGCUGUUGACCCAGAAGGAAGCCUCUUCUAAAGAUGAUGCACAAGAAAGCCUGCAAACAGUUUGCUGAAGACAAGCAGACUAAGGUCAUGGAUAACUGGAAACUUGUCUGUUGUCUGAGAAGGCCAAGAUAAACAUAUUUUAUUCAGAUGGUGUCAAGCGUGUUUGGGGGCAACCAGGUGAGGAGUACAUAGACAAGUGUGUCUUGCCUACAGUCGAGCAUGGUGGUGGGAGUGUCAUGGUCAGUGGCUCCAAGAGUGCUGCCGACACUGGGGAGCUACAGUUCAUUAAGGGAACCAUGAAUGGCAGCAUGUACUGAGACAUACUGAAGUAGCGCAUGAUCCCCUCCCUUCCGAGACUGGGCCGCAGGGCAGUAUUCCAACAUAAUAACGACCCAAAAGGAAGCUGAGGGUAAAUAUGAUGGACUGGCCAAGCAUGUCUCCAGACCUAAACCCUAUUGAGCUCCUGUGGGUUAUCCCCAAACGGAAAGGUGGAGGUGCGCAAGGGCUCUAACAUUGAGGCUCGUCAUUGAGGAGUGGACGAGGACUCCAGUAGAAACCCGUGAAGCUCUUUUAAGCUCGAUGUUCAAGAGGGUUAAGGCAGUGCUGUAAAUUAAUGGUGGCCACACAAAAUAUUGACACUUUAGGCCUAAUUUGGACAUUUCAAUUUAGGGGUGUACUUACUUUUGUUACCAAUGGUUUAGACAUUAAUGGCUGCGUGUUGAGUUAUUUUGUGGGGACACCAAAUUUUACACUGUUAUACAAACUGUACACCCACUACUUUACAUUGUCGCAAAGUGUCAUUACUUCAUUGUAGUCACAUGAAAUUAUAUAAUAAAAUAGUUACAAAAUUAUGAUGGGUGUACUGUGAGAUACUGUACAUCCUGACAUCAAGAACACUGCAAUACCAAUACACUAACAGUUAUACUGUAGUCACAUUGUUUGGUCACAUCUGUAUGUGAAAUUGCAUUACAAUUUUAUAGACUGAAUUCAUAUGCAGGUAUUGUAAGCCCUUGUUACCGAAUGUUUGGUCGAACGAAAGAAUGUCUGUAAAAGUCAAAAACCCAUCUCAUACCUCUGUUACACUACACUUCUCUUUUUAACUCCUAAUUCAGACAGAUUAUGGAGUUUUGGUGCUUAAUUUAGACAUGUAUGUGACUAUACUUUCAUAUGCAUGUGCAAGAAACAUUUAUAGCGUGUUUAUCAUGUAGUGAUGCGACACAUCUUUAAACUAUGCUAUAUGAAGGCUUAUCCCAUUUUUCAGACAUGUAAAAUAUCUCUCCUACAGAUUCUGGACCAAUAACUUUUUAGGAGCUAAUAUUUGUCCAGUCAUUUAGUACAAGUCAGCACUGGAUAACAUUUUUUUUACUUACAUUUCUUAUUUGAAACCGUUAAAUCCUUUAGGUCCAAGUAGCUGUCUGUCACUGCAGACAUAAGGGUCAAAUGUUGUGGAAUGUAAAUAUUGUUAUUUGGCUUUGUGGGUGGGGAAAUGGUGGAAGCAUGGACUUUCAAAGACACUAUUGUUUGUUUUGCACCUUAUGGUUAAUAUCCAGUUUUAUUUUUCUCUUGACUGUUGUCAACUUGGCAACUAAAGGACUGUACAUAUAAAUAAUUAAACUGCUUUUAAAGUGA